This is a messenger RNA of Guyanagaster necrorhizus, 734 nucleotides long. RefSeq lists its product as uncharacterized. Lineage: Eukaryota; Fungi; Basidiomycota; Agaricomycetes; Agaricales; Physalacriaceae. Bases 177 to 734 code for a protein of 185 amino acids. The record is from RefSeq and is a predicted model, not a curated record. The transcript is spliced from 3 exons.
UGUGCAGGCCGUUACCCCCAUUUGAAUGUCGCCGUAAUGAUCAUGCGGCUGUGCAUCUGGAUUUCUUUUUCGUCCCUGGCACGCGUGCCUAACAACUUAUAAACGCUGUCUGCAUGAGGCGCGGUGGACCUCCCCCCAAUAUCAACUCUCUUUUACACGCUUUCUAGUACCUCCAAAUGACUCGUUGGUCGCAAUACCAUGAGGAUUCAUGUCGCCUUCCCGAAGGCUUUCGAAGAAUAGGAUAUGAUGCAGACACCUCGCGUUAUACCUUUUCCGAUAAGAGAGGGAGGCUUUACCAUGGUGCGCCGGGCGCGGAGUACGGGACCCUGACACCCGUCAAUUCGGCGUCGACUAGCAGACCGGAAGCUUUCUAUUCAGACAGAAGAAAACCAAAGGUCUCCGUCAGUCCCCCUGCGAAGACGUUCCAUGACUUUCUACCAUCCUCCGCUAUAACAUCUCCCUCUAAUCCACUCCCACCAUCGCCUACUGCCCGGUUCGUCAACGCCGCGAGGCAAACUGCGCUUCCCAAAAUGCAGGGUGUCGUUCAGAGCCUGCGUCGAUCCACCAUCAAAUCUGGCCGGUACGACGAGGAGAAGCGCGGACUGCUGCGGAUCCCUUCGACGUCGACUACAGCCUCCGCCAGCUCUGUUGGCCGGUCGAAGAGUUCUGCUACCCCGCGUUCGAGCUCGCAGUACAAGUAUAACAAGACACAUUCGAGGAAGGCUAGCGCCUGA